Molecule: messenger RNA, 1426 nt
Organism: Seriola dumerili (greater amberjack)
Lineage: Eukaryota; Metazoa; Chordata; Actinopteri; Carangiformes; Carangidae
Gene: and2
Exons: 3
Coding region: 1-1413 (470 amino acids)
Source: RefSeq, a predicted model, not a curated record
AUGGCCAACCUGAAUAAACUUGUUCGUAACAGAAGGAACGUCCCCUUCUUUCCUGUGCCCCAGUUCAAACGCCUGCCAGAUUUCUGGGGAUGGUACAAGUACUUCAUGGAUAGCCACAACCAGGAGGGAAUUGAGGAUCUGGAUCGUCUGUACAUGGCCUACCUGCAGAACAAGCACAGGUCAGAGGAGGGGCCCACCUUCAACCACUACCUCAAGCACCUCAGUGAAAUCUACAAGACCUGUGCUGAUUCUGAUGAUCCCGAGUGCAUCGCAGAGUCCACCAGCAAGCCAAAGGCUGCAGUGGUGAUGCCCGCCCCCAUCAAGUCUGCUGCCGUCAGGCUGUGCAACCCCUACAUCGACCCAUACUGCCUCUUCCCCGUCCUCCCCAAGGCUGCAGCCCAAGAGCCCGAGCCAGCUCCAGCCAAGGUACCAGCUCCCAUCCUCACCCCCCUGCUGCCCAUGCCCCUGAAGGGCCCCACUGGCUUCUACUACUAUGCCCCCGUCCUGGAGCCCUUCCUGAGUGCUGAACAGAAGGCUGAGCUGCUGAGGAUCUGCAACUCUGAAGAUGUGGAGUGUCUGCAGUAUCACCUGAGAGCAGCUUAUGGCUACCGCCCAGCUCCUGGCCCAGCCCCAUCCUAUUCUGCCCUCAAAUGUGACCCCAAGGACCCCUACUGCAAGCCCCAUCUGGUCCAGAAGGCCCCAACCGGCUUCUACCACCUGCUCUACCCUAGCUGUGACCCCGCAGUUGAUCCUCUGUGUGUGACCAAUGUUGCUGCUCCUGCUCCCCUCUCUGAUGAGGAGCCUCCUAAGGAGCAACACUGCAACCCUCUGUUUGACGCUGGCUGCAACCCCCUGACUGCCACCAAGCUGUCCGGUCUCACCAAGCCCGUCCUGGAGUACGCCCCCAAAGCUGAGCCUGCACCUCCAGCUGCUCCUCUGUCCUGCGAUCCUCGCUAUGACCCAUACUGCAUACUGGCAGCCGCCGCCGCCCUGCGCAAGCAGCUCCCCGAGCACCAGGUCCGCUACAAGCUCGGCAUCCGCGGCAAGACCAAGGAGGGCUACGACUGCUAUGUGCACUAUGACAAAGACUGCACCCCAGUGAAGUCUGGCACCGAGGCCAAGGCUGACAUCAAGGCUCCAGCCAAGCCCGCCUGCCAUCCAUUUGACCCCAACUGCAACAAAUUUGCAUCACCGUCCAGCAUUGAGGCCCCGAAGCCCGGCAAGGAUGGCAUAAUCCUGCCUGACCCUGACUGUGACCCAGAGUACGACUACAACUGCCGCCUUCGUCGCGCGGAGCCUGCUGCUGCUGAGGAGACCGCCACUGCUGAGGAGAAAGCUGCCGAUGAGCCCGCCAAGGAGGCGGUCCCACGCUUUGAAGACUUCCUCAAGAGCGUCAUGAGCCAGUACAAAUAGAUUCCAGAUAUAA